Messenger RNA from Williopsis jadinii, 177 nucleotides. Its product is annotated as homeobox domain-containing protein. The record is from RefSeq and is a predicted model, not a curated record. The annotation marks the transcript as partial. The transcript has a single exon. Gene Ontology annotation, biological process: regulation of DNA-templated transcription. Gene Ontology annotation, molecular function: DNA binding. NCBI's taxonomy places the organism in Eukaryota, Fungi, Ascomycota, Saccharomycetes, Phaffomycetales, Wickerhamomycetaceae.
AAGCGUACAAACUUACCAAGGGAAACGAUCGAGAUACUCAACGAUUGGAUCGUCAACAACCUGGACAAUCCAUAUCCAAAUCACACGCAGAAGAGAAUGCUGUUGGAAAAAACCGGAUUGAGUAACGUUCAGCUGAGUAACUGGUUUAUAAACAAGAGACGUAGAAGGUUGUUCUCG